AUGUCUUUCUUGAAACUCUCCACGUGGAUUACCUCGCUACUAGUGAUUUUGGCGUCUGGCAACCUCAUUGACCCCAAAGGCUAUGCUCCCGAGGAUACAAUUGUCGUCGAUGUUGCGAUCAUUGGAGGUGGUUCGGCGGGAACUUACGCUGCCAUCAACUUGCAGAAGAUGGGCCAAAAAAUUGUCCUCAUCGAAAAAAAGAAACACCUGGGUGGCCACACAAACACUCAUACCGAUCGCUCUACCAAUCUGACGAUCGAUUAUGGAUUGCAAGCAUUUAUGAACAGCUCCACUACCCUCGAUUAUUUCGCCUACUUGGACGUUCCUUUGAUCAACUACAGAGGUCCAAAUCUUACCUUUCAAACGGUCGAUUUCACUACAGGUCGACCUGUCCAAUUGAACGCCAGUCAAGAUUUCAGUGGAUGGGCUGCCCAGCUUGCCAAGUAUCCUUGGCUAGACUCCACUUGGAAAGUUCCACAGCCCGUUGAUCCGGACCUGCUUUUGCCCCUGGGAGAUUUCCUUGCCAAGUAUAACCUUACAAGUAGCUCAUUUGCCCUAUACUUCAGUGCACAGGGGCUUUCAAACGUUCUUCAGCAACCUACAGUGAAUGUGAUGAAGAUGGUGGAUCCGGCGUUCCUAUACGCAAUGGCAGGAGGUGGCCUCAUAAAUGCUCACAACAGCAACAAAGAGAUCUACAGGAAGGCGGAGAAGAAAUUGGGAUCAAAUGCGUUGACGAAAACGACAGUCACAGCGGUCACAAGACCAGCUAAUGGACCCGUGUCAAUAGCUGUCAAGAAUCACUCCGGGUCCAAGUUGAUUCAGGCAUCCAAAGUUUUGAUCACCAUACCUCCAACCUUACACAAUCUGGAUGUCUUUGACCUCAACCUGGAAGAGCUCGGAGUGUUCACACAGUGGAGUUAUUUUGGAUACUAUACCAUACUUCUUAACAAUAGCGGCCUACCAUCCGGAUUCCAGUGGAUCAACACCAAUACUUCGGACUCAGCAUACAACAUUCCUUCGCAGCCCAGCGCGUCGCAAAUUACCGGAACUCGCAUACAAGGCGUGGUCUACGUUUGGUUCCGCAGUCCGUAUGAUAUGUCGCGGUCGGAAGUCGAAAAGGCCGCGAUUAAGGCUAUCCGCAAGAUCCAGAAAGCUCGGAAUCUGACACAAACGACACCAAAAGUCCUCAAAUUCAAAUCCCAUACACCAUUCAAGCUGAGUGUUGGCGCUGAAUGUAUUGAGAAUGGAUUCUAUGAUACUCUCUAUGCUUUACAGGGGAAGCGCAAUACGUGGUAUUCGGGGGCUGCUUUCAUCGGCCAUAAUAGUGGUUUGAUCUGGGAGUUCACUCAGAACUUGUUGCCACAAAUUGUCGCCAAUUGA
Molecule: messenger RNA, 1380 nt
Organism: Penicillium brevicompactum
Lineage: Eukaryota; Fungi; Ascomycota; Eurotiomycetes; Eurotiales; Aspergillaceae
Product: amine oxidase, flavin-containing superfamily
Exons: 1
Coding region: 1-1380 (459 amino acids)
Molecular function (GO): oxidoreductase activity
Source: RefSeq, a predicted model, not a curated record